Messenger RNA from Microplitis mediator, 3097 nucleotides. RefSeq lists its product as uncharacterized. The record is from RefSeq and is a predicted model, not a curated record. Gene Ontology annotation, molecular function: acyltransferase activity, transferring groups other than amino-acyl groups. The transcript is spliced from 5 exons. NCBI's taxonomy places the organism in Eukaryota, Metazoa, Arthropoda, Insecta, Hymenoptera, Braconidae. The coding region runs from base 486 to 1754 and encodes 422 amino acids.
GCGGCGAGGGCGGGUCGGCCUCCUCUAAAUAUUUCUUAUAUAUAUUUAAUAUAUAAAUAUACAUAUAUAUUAAAAUUACACCAUCUAAAUAUUGAUAAAUACCUUAAUAUAUGAACAUUCAUAUAUAUUUAAAAAAAAAAUUUUAAUCUCAAGCUUGAAAAAUUCUUUUUUUUUUCAAUCAUAAAAUAUAUGAGUGAUAUUUUUAUAUUAUUAUUAAUUAUCAGUCAUUAUUAAUAAUAAUAAGUGUGUAAUUAACGAGUAUUAAUCGAUAGUAUUAAUUAAAAAUAAAAAAUAUAUAUAAUUAAUAUUAUUUUAAUUAAGGGAGUGACGUAAUAAAUUAAUUAUUAUUUUUAUUAAUAAAGGGAGUGAAGAAAAAAUUUUUUUUUACUGGGUUAUGACUUAAAUUAUUUUAUUUUAAUUAUUAUUAUUAAUUAAAAAUUUUUUGAGCUAACCCGCGACCAAAUCGUCCCCACCUCGCAUCAGUUAUGGAGUGUCCUGGGCCAGUUGAAAGUGGCCGGAACUUUCGUCUACUCUCAGAAGAAGAGUUACCUCAGCUUCUAGAGUUCCUCAAUGGCUACUUACCCGAGUCUCUUAAGUUCCACCAGACAGUAUUGACGUACAUUAACAAUAAAGUAUGGGAUUUUUAUUUUUAUGUCGCUAACGAUUGGCCUGAGGUGCCAGUAUGCUUACACUUUCCUGGUAUGACACUAUCGCCUCACGGUUUACUGUACGAGAGUUUUGGCGUUUAUUGUCCAACAGAUAAAUUAGAUAAUUUAUCACUAUUACGUGAUGAAGACAUACUCAUUGAUUGGACAAAGCCAUUAUAUAUAAAUUUCAUUCAUUGUGAUAUUGCUGAUGAAUUAUUUCGUCUUUACAACGAUAUUGGUACAAUUGAACGUGUAUUGGGCGACGUAUGGGCGUACAAAAAAUUUGACAGUGAAGACAAUGACGAUGAAUCGACGUCUUUAAUGAAUGAAUCUGAUGAAAAAUUAGAUAAUCAACAGGAACUUAAACAAUCGGAUGAACAAACAGAUAUUGUUGAAGUAUUGCCAUUGAAUAGUGAACACGCUGAAGGAAUACACGAAUUAUAUCCGGCCAAUGAUAUGGAAUGUCAUGAAUUAUUUCUCAGGCUUAUUAGAAUCCUUCCAGCAGGUGGCGUUUUUGUAAACAAUAUUCUCGCUGCUUGGAUGAUACAAUCUUAUUAUGGUGCUAUGUUUUCCAUGCAAACUAAACCGGAAUAUCGGCGUAAGGGUUACGGUACACGAUUAGCGAGGUUUCUAACAAAAGUAGUAUCCGAUCGCGGUUACAUUCCGUUCGUAGUAAUACGUCCAGAAAACGAAGCUAGUCAAAGUUUAUACAAAAAAUUAGGCUUCCAUAAGUUAUAUCAAACGGUAAGAGCGACAAUGACUCCACAUGGAUGGGAAGAAGAGGCGGUGGGAAUAGUCGAAGAACUGGACCAAGUACAAAAAAAUGAUAGUGAUUGUGAAAAAUUUGAUAAUAUUGUACGUAAAUUGAGAAUCGAAGAGCGUGUUAUUGAUGCAUUUACUAGUGAAAAUGACGAACAAACUGUUGUACCGACUGUUGGUCAAGACGAUGAUGACAACACGAUACUCGAUACGUCUGAGUCACCCAAAGAUGACGAUGAUAAUGAAUUAGAAGGUGAAAAUGGUUAUGGAAAAUGUCACGAUGAAAUUCUUGAACCGAUUGAUGAAAAUGUUGAAGAUAAAAUUACGGAUGAAUGUGAUAGUGGUUAAAAUAACUUUUUUUUUAUUUUAAAUGAUGAAAAAUCUUCAAACUUCUUUACCGACGUCAAAAUCUGCUUUACUGACUUCAAAAUCUGCUUUACCAAUUUUUUGAAAUCUGCUUUAUCGGUAAUAGAAAAAAAUCACCAGACAAUUUUGAUUACCGAUAGUUCGAUCUGCUUUCACUUGUCCCACAAACCUGCUUUUUUUUUUACAGAAAUCUGCUUUCGUCUUACCAACGGAUUUUUUUUCCAUUUUAUUAAAACUACUAAAUAUUUUUAUAAAAAAAAAAACUAAAAGUAAUUUGUAAAAAAAAAAUAAUAAUAAUAAAGAAUUUUUGGGGAUUUGAUAACUAUAUCGACAGAACGUAGGGAAUUUUUUUAUAUAUAGAUAUAAAGAAGUAAAGAAUAAAUAUAAAAUAAUAAAAAUUAAAUUACAGAUAAUUUUUUUACUUGAGUAAUUAGUUUAAAUUUUUUAAAUAAAAAAAUUCUGUUUUACCGGCCGUAAGUUCUGUUUUAUCGGCACUUCUUUAUUAUCAAGUAUUGAUUUAAGUACAAAAAUUAUUUAAGGAAUCUGUUGUACCGCUGGAUUCUAUUAAAAAUAAUCAAAAUUUACAUUACGUAUAUUUUAGCUCUGUCGGUACAAAUAAUAGUUUUUUUAACUUGAAAAUUUGGAAAAAUUUUAAUUACUUAUUUUGUGCUCAUGACGAACAUUUUGAAAAAUUAUCGCUACUUUACCGACGCGUCUUUUUUAUCGACAGUAGUUAAUUUUUUUGUUCAUAAAAAAAAUUGAUUUCAUUAUUUUCAGCCAAUCGGUUAUUUUUGAUUGGCAUCAAAAUUUUUUUUUUACUGACACGGGAUAAUUUUUAGUAAAUUUCAAGUUAAUUGAAAAGAAUACAAAAAUUUACUGGAAUUAAUAUAAAAAUAACUCAAAAAAAUUACGAUUUGUUUUAUCGAAACUCAAAUCUACUGUACCGGCAUAUUAAUUAACUAAUUUUCUAAUUAAAAUCUUGCCGCGUUUUUAAAAGAAUAAUUUUUUAAAUUUAAAUAAUUCUUAUAUUUAAUUUGUAAUUUUUUAUCGGCGUUCUACGCUACCGGCAACAAGAAUCUGUUUUACCGACACUGCAAAUUAUAUUAUUUUUUAUUGUUUUUUAUAAUUAUAUUUUUAUCAAUAAAUGUUUUAUCAGUAUUGUCUGCAUUACCGGCCGCCUGUUUUACCGACUGUCGAUUUUUUUAUUAUCACGAGAUUCUGGUACAAUUAAAUAGUAAAAUUGAUCUCAUAUCAUAUUUUUUAUUUUAAUAAAUAGGAUAAUAAAAAAAAAUUGAAAGUAAAUAGCGUAAUUUUUUUUUUUACUU